AUGGUCGAUCUCCGGCGAACUCAUUACCGAAGGCCUAAUUUUACUAUAUCUGUCGCAGUGGAUAUUAACCCUCAGAGAAGAUGGCAGGACCAGCUAGAGUUGGAGAACAGCAGUCUGAGGGAGCUGGUGGAGGAUUUACGUUCAGCCCUCCAGAGCAGCGACGCGCGGUGUUUGGCACUGGAGGUUGCGUUACGCCGAAGAGACAUGCCAUUCCAAAAUACUGCUGGAGGAACCCCUGAAACACAAAACUGCAAAACACAACCACAGCAAUCCAAACACAUGGAAUGGGACUCCAGAAGAAGCACUAAAGACCUUCUACGAGAGCUGGAACUGAUCCGUGCUUCACGUGAUGGACAGCUGGAGGAAGCCAUGAGGUUUAACCAGAGGUUAGAGGAAGAGCUGAUGGUGGCUUAUGGAGAGAUUAGCAGGAUGCAGGAGAUGCUGGACAGCGUCCGGACUGAAAACACACAGAUUAAGAAGAGGACUGAAGAGGUCAGAGAGUCACUGGCCGCAGGGCUGCAGGGUGUGAGGGCCUUACAAGAGCAGGCUCAACAAGCUGACCUGCUCCGAGAACAAGUCCAGAGUCUGGAGAGCCAGCUGGAGAAGUUCAGGGCCCAGUGCAACUGCGCAGAGCUAAAUAUGAACAAAACCGAAAUACUAGCUGAACCUUGUGGGUCUGGAUUUUCCUCCCCCGCCAGUCAUGAUGAUGGCAGAAGAGAAGAAGACCUGCAGAGGUCAGUAGAGGGUCGGGCAGCAUCCGAUGAGGAAGAGGAGGAGAGGGGCAUGGAUGAAGGACAGUGCUGCCACCUGGAGGUGAAACGGCUGAUCAACAGAUUACACAGCUGUGCCAAAGGGUGUCAGAAAGCUGCUAUCUGUAACUGGCUUGCCUCUCAGAGCUCCGCUCACAGCAAAGAACCUAAAGCACGUGUGUGGAUCUCAUCUCAAGCGGAUGAGAGGGGAAAUGAAGCAGGAAAGAUGAAGCAGAAAGAGGUAGAGAGUUUGAGAGUUUAUCAUUCACUGCUGGAGGAGAGACUGACUGACACGCUCACGUUACUGCUGCAGAUCCCACAUAAAAGAGUCUCUCGCAGGAUCUUGGGGAAAAUACUGAUUAACACACUAGAUCUGUGUACUAGAAAAAGCCACGACUGCACUCCGGUGGUUCAGGUGGUGGACACACUGUGCCGGCAGCUCCUCUCCAGUGACCUCCUGGAUGGAGGAGAGGAGGUCAGCGUUGGGUCACGACCUUCUGUGACCUCAGGUCACCGGAACACGUCCAAACCCCUUCUGAUGUCCCGCUGAGAGCUCACAGAUGCCCCACUUAAGACGCGUGGGGGAAGUCGUGGCCUAAUGGUUUGAGAGUCGGACUCGUAACCCAA
Molecule: messenger RNA, 1376 nt
Organism: Sinocyclocheilus grahami
Lineage: Eukaryota; Metazoa; Chordata; Actinopteri; Cypriniformes; Cyprinidae
Product: EF-hand and coiled-coil domain-containing protein 1-like
Exons: 8
Coding region: 1-1299 (432 amino acids)
Source: RefSeq, a predicted model, not a curated record